CAAACCACCAAGAAAAACACUUCCACUACUCCUAAUUCAGGAAAGCAAAUCAUGACAAUGAUCUUUAACUACCUUUUUCACAAACUUCAUCAAAUUAUACAUAAACCCUACUGCUCCAUCAUCAUCAUCAUCAUCAACAAUAUUUUCUCAUCAAUGGCAAUACCAAUGCCAAAGAAAAACCAACUCAUCCAAAAUAACCAAAUUCUUUCUUCUCCAUCAUAUAAUUCUAGAGGUACAAUCAGAACAACUUUCAAUUCCCUAAUUGCCCUUCUGUUUUCAUUCUUUCUCAUAAUCAUAGUUUAUCUAACACAAAACAGUGGUGACCUAAUGGAAGAUAGAACCGCAAGUUCAGGUGAUGACUUGCUGUCUGGGUGUGACUUGUUUUCUGGGAAGUGGGUGUUUGAUAAUAAGUCUUACCCUUUGUACAAGGAAAAAGAAUGUAGUUUCAUGUCUGAUCAGUUGGCUUGUGGGAAGUUUGGUAGACAAGAUUUGGGUUUUCAGAAUUGGAGAUGGCAGCCUCACCAAUGUGAUCUUCCAAGGUUCAACGCCACAGAAUUGCUGGAGAGGCUAAGGAAUAAGAGUCUUAUGUUUGUUGGAGAUUCGUUAAAUAGAGGGCAAUGGGUUUCAAUGGUGUGUCUCGUGGAUUCUGCUCUUCCUUCCAAUCAAAAAUCCAUGCACCACAAUGGUUCUUUAGCCACCUUCAAAGCUAUUGAAUAUAAUGCGUCGAUCGCGUUCUACUGGGCACCGUUGCUGGUCGAAUCGAAUUCAGAUGACCCAGUAAACCACAGAGUAGAUGAACGUAUUGUUAGAGUUCAAGCAAUUGAAAAACAUGCUAGGCAUUGGAUCGACUCAGACAUUCUUGUUUUCAAUAGCUAUCUUUGGUGGAGAAGGUCCCAAAUGAAAGUUUUAUGGGGAUCAUUUGAUAGUCCAGAUGGAGUUUACAAAUUUGUAAAAAUGCCAAGAGUUUAUGAGAUGGCUUUAAAGACAUGGUCUGAUUGGUUGGAAGUCCAUAUUGACCCAUCAAGACAACAAUUGUUCUUCGUCAGCAUGUCACCAACUCAUGAAACGGCAGAAGAGUGGGACGGAGUUGAAGGAGAAAAUUGUUAUAAUGAAACAGAACAAAUUAUGAAAGAGGGAUAUAAAGGAAAAUCAACAUGUGAAGAAAUGAUGCAUGUAGUGGAUAAAACAUUGGAUGAUUUAAAAACAAGAGGCUUAAAUGUGCAAAUGAUUAAUAUAACACAAUUAUCAGAAUAUAGAAAAGAAGGGCAUCCAUCAAUUUACAGGAAGCAAUGGGAACCUUUAAAAGAAGAGCAAAUUUUGAACCCUAAAAGCUAUGCAGAUUGUAUUCAUUGGUGUCUUCCUGGUAUACCAGAUGUAUGGAAUGAGCUUCUUUAUGCUCAUAUUCUUAAUCUUUGAUUCUUAUUUGGGGGUUUGAACUUUGAUUCAAGGAGGAUUUAGGUGUUUAUUUGUUGUAUCAUGUUCCCAUUUGAGUAAUCAUAUUGGGAAAUUUGAACUUUUUGAAUAUAAGAAGUAAUUAAUUUUAUUGUUGCAACAUAA
Messenger RNA from Mercurialis annua (annual mercury), 1557 nucleotides. RefSeq names its product protein trichome birefringence-like 34. Bases 52 to 1416 code for a protein of 454 amino acids. NCBI's taxonomy places the organism in Eukaryota, Viridiplantae, Streptophyta, Magnoliopsida, Malpighiales, Euphorbiaceae. Gene Ontology annotation, cellular component: Golgi apparatus. Gene Ontology annotation, molecular function: O-acetyltransferase activity. The record is from RefSeq and is a predicted model, not a curated record. The transcript is spliced from 5 exons.